Molecule: messenger RNA, 1521 nt
Organism: Verticillium nonalfalfae
Lineage: Eukaryota; Fungi; Ascomycota; Sordariomycetes; Glomerellales; Plectosphaerellaceae
Gene: KTR5
Product: alpha-1,2-mannosyltransferase (Kre5)
Exons: 5
Coding region: 1-1521 (506 amino acids)
Biological process (GO): protein N-linked glycosylation; cell wall mannoprotein biosynthetic process
Cellular component (GO): Golgi apparatus; membrane
Molecular function (GO): alpha-1,2-mannosyltransferase activity
Source: RefSeq, a predicted model, not a curated record
AUGGACCUCUUCCGGCGGGCUGGUAAGUCCAGGUCGUCCGGGGCGUCGCCUCUUCCGGUGGCAGACGACAAAAUCUCAAAACCGUUCCGUCCGAGCAAACAAGACUCGCGCUAUGCUUUCCUCAGGAAACCAAUGCGCGUUCGCGGGAAUUCGAACAUCUCUAUCCCGUUUGGCGUCGUUGUCGUUUUCCCCGCCAUCGUCCUCAUACUGAUCCUCAUGCUCUUCUUCAUGCAUCCAAACUCUCCUGGGAGGAUAUUGAUGCCGGCAGGUGCGCCUCCAUCGAUACGCCUAAUCAGCGAAAAGUACGACAAGGUGUUUGCUACAGGAUGUCUCGAACCCGAUACCACCAAGCCCCGCGCCAAUGCUGCCUUUGUCGUCUUGGCCCGCAACAAGGAGUUGGACGGAGUGGUCCAGUCGAUCAAGUCCAUCGAGCGCCACUUCAACAGGUGGUACCAUUACCCCUACGUCUUCCUCAACGACGACGAGUUCAACUCGACCUUUAAAGAGACCGUCACAAACUACACGUCAGGGACCGUCGAAUUUGGCAAGGUCGGUCCGGAGAUGUGGGGAUUCCCCGACUGGAUCGAUCCCAAGGUGGCCAAGGAGGGCAUUGCCAAGCAGGGCGACAAUGCUGUGAUGUACGGAGGCAUGGAGAGCUAUCACGCAAUGUGCCGCUUCUACUCUGGCUUCUUCUACAAGCACGAGCUGCUGCAGAAGUACGAGUGGUACUGGCGACUCGAGCCAGAGAUCAGCUACUUCUGCGAUAUCACCUAUGACCCGUUCCUGGAGAUGAUUGCCGCCAACAAGACGUACGGGUUCACUAUCGCCGUCAAGGAGCUCCGCGAGACCGUUCCCAACAUCUUCCGUUACGCCUCGGCAUACAAGCGAAAGAAGGGUCUCAAGUCCAAGGGGCUUUGGGAGAUGUUUGUCGAGCCGAUCGAGGAGACCGAGCCCGACACCUCGAAGCCCAAGAACCUGCCGGAGGACAUACUGAAGAAGGGCACCAAAGACAAGAGCCAGGAGCCCAUUGUCGACGAUGAGUCCAUGGAGGGCGAGAGCUACAACAUGUGUCAUUUCUGGUCCAACUUUGAGAUUGCACGGCUCAGCUGGUUCCGGAGUCAGGAAUACGAGGACUUUUUCCAGACAAUGGACCGCAGCGGAGGUUUCUGGAUGGAACGGUGGGGUGAUGCACCCAUCCACUCCCUCGCCGCCGGUGCUCUCUUGGGCCCCGGCGACAUUCAUUACUUCCGAGACUUUGGGUAUCGGCACACAACGAUCCAGCACUGUCCGGCCAAUGCGCCGGCAAGGCAGCUGCCACGAGAAAAGUACCUCGAGACGACGACGCUUGACGAGAAGAAGCGCAUCGAAGAAGACGCGUACUGGGAGUCAUGGGAUGCGGAGAAGGAAAAUGGCGUGGGCUGUCGCUGCCGAUGCGAUACAGACAUUGUCGACGUCGAGGGCAAGGACGGAUCGUGCCUCGCGGAAUGGGUCGACGUCGCAGGCGGUUGGGCGGCCCCUUAG